AUGCCCCUUCAAAUACUGCUGAGCGGCCUCAAAUGCCCAGUGUUGCUUCUGCUGUUGCUGCUGCAGCAGCUGCAGCAGCAACAGCAGCAGCAGCUGCAGCAGCAGCUGCAGCAGCAACAGCAGCAAGAUAUAUGCCUGCUGCGUCAACUAAAGGAGGAAGCCCCUAAGAGCCGCUGCCCCCUGCUGCUGCUUCUGCUUCUCUCGUUGCAGCUCCAGCAGCAGAGCCUGCAGCAGCAACAGCAGCAGCAGCAACAACAGCAGCAACACCCUCAACCAAAUUGCUGCCAGCAGCAGCAGCAGCAGCAUCAGCAUCAGCAGCAAGAACAGAGGCAACAGCAAGGACAGCACCAGCAGCAAGAGCAGCAGCAACAGCAGCAGCAACACCAAGAGCAACAAAAGCAGCGGCAGCAGCAAGACCAGCAACCAAGAGCGACAGCAGCAGCAGCAGCAGCAGCAGCAUAA
Molecule: messenger RNA, 462 nt
Organism: Eimeria mitis
Lineage: Eukaryota; Apicomplexa; Conoidasida; Eucoccidiorida; Eimeriidae
Exons: 1
Coding region: 1-462 (153 amino acids)
Source: RefSeq, a predicted model, not a curated record